Molecule: messenger RNA, 2164 nt
Organism: Papilio machaon (common yellow swallowtail)
Lineage: Eukaryota; Metazoa; Arthropoda; Insecta; Lepidoptera; Papilionidae
Gene: Ubqn
Product: ubiquilin-1
Exons: 11
Coding region: 98-1684 (528 amino acids)
Biological process (GO): ubiquitin-dependent protein catabolic process
Cellular component (GO): cytosol
Molecular function (GO): polyubiquitin modification-dependent protein binding
Source: RefSeq, a predicted model, not a curated record
AAUUCUUUAUCUGUGUUCAGCGCUUUUAUCGUCAAAUUGUAGUGGUACAUAAAUUUUACUGUUCUUCUAAAGUACAGAGUCAUCGAUAUCAAGUAAAAUGGCAGAAGGCCAAGAAGAACCGAAAAAGAUAACAAUUACAGUAAAAACUCCGAAAGAGAAACAACAAGUGGAAAUUGAGGAAGAUGCUGAUAUCAAAAAACUUAAAGAAGUCCUGUCUCCCAAGUUCAGCGCCGAGGCUGAACAGUUGUGUCUAAUUUUCGCUGGAAAAAUUAUGAAUGAUAACGAUACAUUAAAACAACAUAACAUCAAAGAUGGUUUGACUGUACAUCUUGUUAUCAAGACGCCUCCCAGACCGGAGCCAGAGGGAGGGACACGGCGUCCGCCAGCUGACAUAGGUGCAACACCUUUUGGAUUAAAUUCACUUGGGGGUCUGGCUGGCUUAGAAAGUCUUGGCUUAGGCCAGAGCACAUUUAUGGAUUUACAGGCAAGAAUGCAACAGGAGUUGCUGACAAAUCCGGAUAUGCUCCGACAAGUUUUGGACAACCCUCUAGUGCAACAGAUGAUGAAUGAUCCCGAAAAUAUGAGGACACUCAUAACAUCUAACCCCCAAAUGCAAGACCUGAUGUCUAGAAACCCGGAAAUCAGCCACAUGUUGAACAACCCAGAGCUGCUGCGUCAGACUAUGGAGUUGGCUCGCAACCCUGCUAUGCUCCAAGAGCUUAUGAGAUCCCAUGAUCGCGCUAUAUCCAACCUAGAGAGUAUACCAGGUGGAUACAAUGCACUGCAGCGUAUGUAUCGUGACAUCCAGGAGCCAAUGCUGAAUGUAGCCAGCAGCAUGGCCGGCAAUCCAUUCUCUGGAUUGGUGGAUAAUUCAGAUGGUACGAACCCGCAACAAGGUGCUGAGAACCGUCAGCCAUUGCCCAACCCGUGGCAGCGCGGCGGGGGCGGGGCCGGGGGCGGCAACGCGGGCAGCGGGGGCGGCGCGGCAGGCCCGGGGCUCAUCAACACGCCCGGCAUGCAGUCGUUGCUGCAGCAGAUGUCGGAGAACCCUCGCCUCGUGCAGUCCAUGUUGAGUGCACCCUACACUAAUAGCAUGCUGCAGGCGCUUGCCGCUGACCCCGAUAUGGCCUCACAGCUCAUCAACCAGAACCCAAUGUUCGCCAACAACCCUCAACUGCAAGAGCAAAUUCGCACGAUGAUGCCGCAGAUGCUGACUCAACUACAAAACCCUGAAAUGCAGCAAAUGAUGACCAAUCCUCAGGCUUUGAAUGCGCUAAUGCAAAUCCAGCAAGGCAUCGAGCAGCUGCGCACUGCUGCUCCCAGCCUCGUAAACAACCUGGGACUGGGUGUGGCGGCGGCGGGUGCACAGCCACCCACCACGGCAACCACCACUCCUGCCUCUAACACCACGCCUACCGCCACGCCGCAGAACGCCACUCCCCGCCAGCAACAAAACUCAGAGUUAUUUUCACAGUUCAUGCAGCGCAUGAUGUCCGCGAUGUCGAACAACCAGAGCAACACGAACCAGCCACCAGAGCAGCGCUACUCGCAGCAGCUGGAGCAGCUCGCCGCCAUGGGUUUCCUCAACAGGGAGGCCAAUCUACAGGCGCUGAUCGCAACAUUCGGCGACGUGAACGCGGCCGUAGAGAGGCUACUGGCUCUCGGCCAGUUGUCUAUGAGCUAACGACCUUGCCCAUAGACACGACACUACUCAACUCACACCUCUUUCGGUUCCCCUCCUUACACUCCCACGUCUACAUUGCAAUGUAUCACAUACUUUAAAAAUAUUACUGCUAUUGUGUUUGAAUGUUUUGGUGCUGUCGCAAAAUGUCUAUUCGUCUCCAAUCGCUUUGUUUCGUUUGAUUUAAUGUUGUUUUUCUUUUCUUAUCUUAAAUCGUUUUGAUGCGAUUUUUAAAUCUAAAUGUCUAUACACUUAUUACUAAUAAAGUGACUAUUAUUAUCUAUGUAUUCCGUAGUAGAAAAUUAAAUGUGUCAAUAGAUUAUGUCUUAAAAGAUUCACAUUUGUUGUAGUAGAUGUAUCGUAAAAAGUCGACGAUGAAAAAAAUAUCUUAGGUGACAGAAAGUUAGCAUAGAAAAUGCUACAUGCUUACAUUCUUUGCUAAAUCUUAAUGUAUUUUUAUCACUUUGUACUCUUUAAUGGCCA